AUGAGCGAGAAAGAGGUCGUCCAGCAGGGGGCGGCCGACUCAGCGGCUCGCCCCCACGAUGAACAGCCUACCGAGAAGACUGAUCUCAAGGAUGAGGCUGCGAAGUCCGACAAGAACGAGUCCGAGGGCGAAAUCGAGGAAGAAGACCUCUACAAGCCCCUGCUGAUGGACGCCAACAUUCCCCACGAGGAUGACCCCGUCACAGUCCGUGCUAUUGUCGUCGGUUGCAUUCUUGGUUCACUCGUCUGCGCUUCCAACUUGUACCUUGGUCUCAAGACCGGCUUCACCUUCAGCGCCAACAUCUUUGGUGCCAUCUUCGGCUAUGGCAUCCUCAAGUUCUUCGAGAAGGCCGGUGGCAAGAUUCCACUCAUUGGUGGCUUCUUCGGUCCCCAGGAAAACUCGAUCGUUCAGGCUGCUGCCACUGGUGCCGGUGGCACUGGUGGUAUCUUCGUUGCUGCCCUUCCGGCCAUGUACCGUCUCGGUGUGAUGGGUGAGGGCCGCUCCCCUCGUGAUGACAUUGGCGCCAUCUUCACCAUUACCUUGGUCGCUUCCUUCAUUGGUCUUUUCUACGUCACUCCUCUUCGCCGUUUUUUCAUCGUCCAGGUCGCCCGCGAGCUCAAGCUGCUCUUUCCUACUCCCACCGCUGUGGCGCUUACCAUCCGCUCCAUGCACGCUGGUGCCGCUGGCUCCCUAGAGGCCAUGAAGAAGCUCAAGUGUCUGGCUAUCUGCUUCGUUACCUCGAUGAUUCACCGUGUCGUCUCGACCUAUGCAAUUGGCAUUCUCUACGACUGGCACAUCUUUACCUGGUUCCACAUCUGGAGCGGCUACAAGAGCUGGGCCUUGAACAUUGAGUCGUGGGGCUGGUACUUCGAGUGGACUCCUGCCUUCAUUGGUUCUGGUAUCCUGAUCGGUCUUAACCCUGCCAUCUCUAUGUUCGUCGGUUCCCUCAUGGCUUGGGGUCUCAUUGGCCCUCUCCUUGUCCACUACGGCGAGUGCAUUGGUAUCCAGCUCGCUCCCGAUGACCCGAAGUGGGAUUCCUAUUACUCAUUUGCCUCGCUGAAGAACCUCGGCAAGGUCACCCCAUCUCCUCGUUAUUGGCUUCUCUGGCCCGGUGUCAUGGUCAUGGUCUGCUCCUCCAUGGCUGAGCUCUUCGUCCAGUAUAAAGCUAUCUGGGCCGGCGUCAAGUCCCUUUGGAACCACACCUGCAGCGGCAUCAAUUACGCUCUGGAGAAGCGCGGCAAGCAGAGCGCCUUCUUCGCCAAGCAUGGUGCCCCCAGGGAGAAGUCCGAGCACGCUGUCGAGGAUCCCUUCCCUCCGGAGCAGCAAGUCAAAGACUGGAUGUGGAUUGUUGGUCUGCUUGCCUGCCUCGUUGCCGGUAUCCUUAUCUUCCACUUCCAGUGGGAGAUGAACGGCGGUCUCACCAUCCUUGCUAUCUUCCUCGCUUUCCUUUUCUCUUUCCUCGCUAUCCAGAUCGGAGCCGUCACGGACAAUACCCCUCUUACUGCUGCCGCCAAGGCCUCUCAGCUCAUCUUCGGUGCUGCCACUUCGAACGGCAACUACAGCGUUGAGCACGCCCAGAAGCUCAACUUGGUCGCUGGUGCCCUCGCGUCGGGUGGUGCUGAUACCGCCACUGCUCUUGUUAGCGACUUCCGUACCGGUUUCCUCAUUGGCACUCCCCCGAUCAAGCAGUGGGUGGCCCAGGCCAUUGGUGUUUUCGUCUCUGUCUGGCUCGGCCCCGGUCUGUUUGUACUCUUCACUACUGCCUAUCCUUGCAUCUGGAACGGUGAUGACCACUGCGCCUUCUCCGUCCCGUCUGUCUCUGCUUGGGCUGCCGUCGCCCAGGCCGUCACUGACCCCAACGUCAGCAUCCCGCUGUCUUCUGGUAUCUUCGCCAUUGUCAUGGGUGUCAUCUCCGUCAUCCAGGUCGUUGUCCGCCACUUUUACCUCGUCGGUGAACGUGAGAAGUACCGCGAGUGGUUGCCCAACUGGGGUGCUAUUGCCCUUUCCUGGGUCAUUCCCGCUCCUGUGUUCGCCAACGCUGCCCUCCUCGGCGCCAUUAUCGCCCACUUCUGGAGGAAGUACAGCAUGCGCACUUGGGAGAUUUAUGGCUACGCCGUCGCUGCUGGCUUCAUUGCUGGCGAGGGCUUCGGUGGUGUCAUUAACGCCGUACUCACCAUUCUCAAGGUCGAUGGUUACACUGUCGGCACGCACAUUGCUUGCCCGCUCAACGAAUGCUAA
Messenger RNA from Thermochaetoides thermophila DSM 1495, 2238 nucleotides. RefSeq lists its product as uncharacterized. The record is from RefSeq and is a predicted model, not a curated record. The coding region runs from base 1 to 2238 and encodes 745 amino acids. Gene Ontology annotation, cellular component: fungal-type vacuole membrane. Lineage: Eukaryota; Fungi; Ascomycota; Sordariomycetes; Sordariales; Chaetomiaceae. Gene Ontology annotation, molecular function: oligopeptide transmembrane transporter activity. The transcript has 3 exons.